Protopolystoma xenopodis is the source of this 345-nucleotide messenger RNA. The record is from the annotation of a GenBank genome assembly. Lineage: Eukaryota; Metazoa; Platyhelminthes; Monogenea; Polystomatidea; Polystomatidae.
AUGCUCCCCUCUAACCUUGAGUCGCUGCAUUUGGCCAGUCGCUCUCUGCCUCCCAGUCUUUAUGCCGUCAUACAAAAUGGCACCAGCGAUCCUGCCAGGGGCAGAGUGAAUUGUUUCGCGGAGGAAGUCAUUACAACAGCCAACACUCUUUCUCCCUCAGCCUCUACCUCAAUCAGAUCUGUGCAAUCUCUGGCAUGCCCCGAGUCCUCUGCAGCCUUCAUGGAGCACUCAUUGCCUCCUGCCUGCUCCGUAUGCUCUCGGCUAUUCGAAGUCUCUGUCAGCUCAGGUAGUGGCUCCUCUACAUUUUGCACUAUUUUAUUUCGCAUCUACACACUCUCGAAAUAG